Messenger RNA from Branchiostoma floridae (Florida lancelet), 836 nucleotides. Its product is annotated as ubiquitin-related modifier 1-like. Gene Ontology annotation, molecular function: protein tag activity. The transcript has 5 exons. Gene Ontology annotation, biological process: tRNA thio-modification; protein urmylation. NCBI's taxonomy places the organism in Eukaryota, Metazoa, Chordata, Leptocardii, Amphioxiformes, Branchiostomatidae. Gene Ontology annotation, cellular component: cytoplasm; nucleus. The record is from RefSeq and is a predicted model, not a curated record. The coding region runs from base 43 to 378 and encodes 111 amino acids.
UUUACAUUUUCUUGCUUUUACUUUGAUGGGUGACUCGUUGCGAUGCUAUCCAAGUCAAAGGUCACAGUCAGCAUGGCGAACUCUGUGAACAUUUGUUUAGAAUUCAGCGGAGGUGCCGAGCUGCUGUUUGACAUGGUGAAGAAACAUGACGUCAGCCUGCCGGGAAACAGCCAGCCUUGGACCAUCAAGUCCCUUCUGGUGUGGAUUAAGGAGAACCUGCUGAAGGAGAGGCCAGAACUGUUUGUACAGGGAGACACUGUGAGACCAGGGAUCUUGGUGCUUAUCAACGAUGUGGACUGGGAACUCAUGGGAGAGUUGGAGUAUCAGCUGGAAGAAAACGACAGAAUAGUUUUCAUUUCAACAUUACACGGAGGCUGACACUUAUUUACCAAAAACUUGUUCAACAAGAUGUAAGAAAAUAUCUUGUAGUAGAAUAUUUUAAAGGAUUGUACAUGUAAUGUGUUCUAAUUUGAUAUGUUAUAAGUCUUAAUAAGGACAUAACUAAGGAUUUUUUAAUUUUAUUUUUUACCUAAGCGCAUUGAAAGCUUGUUUACAGUAAGCACAAUCUUGUAAAUUUCAGGAGUGAGCAAAGAGGUUUAGUUAUGCCCCAUUGAUGAUCGAGUGUGAUUCAAUGAGCCAGAAGAUUUGAAAAUCCACGAAUGUUGUUUAUGUAACUACAAUGAUAAAUGUUACUGAAUGAGGUUCAUUUCCAUAUUUCAAAUAGGAAUGUAUGAGAUGACAAUACUUUGUUGCUUAUAAUCAUUAACAUUUGCAUCAAAAUGCACAUUUGUUGGUCCGAUUUGGACCUGGACAUUAAACAACACUCGUCAUAACAG